GGUAUGGGGGUGAUCAGGAGGCUGAUAUGGGGUAUGGCGGUGAUCAGGAUGCUGGUAUAGGGCAUGGUGGUGAUCAGAAUGCUGGUAUGGGAUAUGGCGGUGAUCAGAACGCUGGUAUGGUGUAUGGCGGUGAUCAGGGCGCUGGUAUGGUGUAUGGAGGUGAUCAGGGUGCUGUUAUGGGCAUGGUGGGGAUCAGGAUGCUGAUAUGGGGCAUGGCGGUGAUCAGGAUGCUGGUAUAGGAUAUGGUGGUGAUCAGGAUGGUGGUAUGGUGUAUGGCGGUUAUCAAGGCGCUGGUAAAGUGUAUGGAGAUGAUCAGGGCGCUGGUUUGGCAUAUGGCAGUGAUCAGGGUGUUGGUAUGGGGCAUGGCGGUGAUCAGGAUGCUGGUAUGGGGUAUGGUGGUGAUCAGGAUGGUGGUAUGGUGUAUGGCAGUGAUCAGGGCGCUGGUAUGGUGUAUGGAGAUGAUCAGGGCGCUGGUUUGGCAUAUGGCAGUGAUCAGGGUGUUGGUAUGGCAAAUGACAGUGAUCAGGGUGUUGGUUUGGGGGUAUGGCUGUGAUCAGGACAUUGGUAUGGUGUAUGGGGGU
Staurois parvus is the source of this 581-nucleotide messenger RNA. The record is from the annotation of a GenBank genome assembly. NCBI's taxonomy places the organism in Eukaryota, Metazoa, Chordata, Amphibia, Anura, Ranidae.